AUGGGCAAUCUUCACAUUGCUCCCGCUGCGGGGAACGGCUUUCCCGACGAUUCACCCUCCUCCUCCUCCUCCUCCUCCUCCUCCUCCUCCUCCUCCUCGAACCAUCGGUACACGCCUGUCUCCAAUGACUUGGAAGAAGAAUACUUGAGGUCGAAGCCCUCAAAGCCAACUGGGGCACCCCUGCGCUUACAAACGGACUUUGGAGACAGCGUGGAAGUAGGCGGGCCUGUUUCUGCUGUUUCCGAUGUGGACGGGGAUAAUGGGUAUGAUUCAGCUGAGGGUAAUGAGGCGAAGAGAAGACGAGCAAGGGAAGCCCCGAAAUACACCUCCGAAGAAGAAUCCGAGGUUGUGAGAUUGUUUGAUCGGAGACUGGUGCCAUUUCUAGCCCUUCUUUAUCUGCUGGCUUUCUUGGACCGCUCGAAUAUCGGAAAUGCGAAAAUUGCUGGUCUGCAGGAGGAUCUCAAUCUCUCGUCGUCGCAGUAUGAAUGGCUCCUUACAGCAUUCUACAUCACCUACAUUCUUUUCGAAUGGAUGACCCUCAUGUACCAUCUCGUCCCACCGCAUAUUUAUAUUUCCCUUUGCGUCUGCGGAUGGGGACUUGUGGCUUCAUUUCAGUGUUUAGCAACAUCGUUCGGAACCUUGGUCGUCCUUCGUGCUAUGCUUGGCAUCGCAGAAGCCGCGUUUGGCCCCGGUGUCCCCUUCUACCUGUCGCUAUUCUACCGCCGUCAUGAGCUUGCCUUCAGAAAUGGACUGUUUAUCUCAGCGGCACCGCUGGCAACGUCUUUCGCGAGCAGUCUGGCGUGGACCAUCACGAAAUUUAGCGCCGAUGGCCCGAUCUCUCCUUGGCGCACGCUCUUCCUGGUCGAGGGAUUUCCCAGUAUCAUCGCUGCUGUAUUCGCCUGGGCACUUAUUCCAGAUUCUCCUGGACGUGCUCGGUUCCUUACUCGUCAACAGCGGGUGGUAGCUCGGCUUCGUCUAGAAGAGAACAAGCCCGAUUAUCAGCAGACAAAAGAACAACGAUUCAAGUGGGGAGAAAUCAAGAAAACAUUGGCUGAUCCCAAGGCUUACAUGGCUGCUUUCAUGUUCUUCAGCUGCAAUGUGGCAUUUAGCUCCAUGCCCGUCUUUCUACCGACUAUCAUCAAAGACAUGGGAUACUCUUCACUUCGAGCCCAAGCACUAUCCGCGCCGCCCUACCUCGUGGCUUUCGCAGUUGUCCUUCUGACAGCCUACGCCUCGGAUCGAGCUCACACAAGGAGCCCCUACAUAAUCGCGCAUGCUUUGGUCUCUUCACUUGCGUAUUCCAUCAUCGCCGCAAUAGGAUACUUCCACAAUCACCUCUCCAUCGAACUGCACAUCUUCAUUCGGUACAUCUGUGUGUACCCAGCUACGGCAGGUUUUUUCUCCGCUAUCACAUUGAUCAUCACUUGGUCAAUGGAUAACCGAAUCGAGAAAGAAGGCAGAGGAGCCAGCAUCGCCAUUCUAAAUAUCAUCGGCCAAUGCGGCCCCUUACUCGGAACCAGAUUGUACCCGGAGUCUGAUGGGCCGUGGUAUAUUCACGGCAUGGCCACUUGUUCUUUUUUCAUGGUUCUUGUUGCUGUGCUGGCUUUCGCGUUGAGAGUUCUCCUUCAGAAGGCGAAUCGCAUCGUCGUUGCUGGUAAUAACGACAACUCUGCGCACUCGGGCGAGGAGCGCGACGAACUCAUGGGUGGCGGAAGGCGUGACGAUCUUGAGCAAUCAGGUGAUCGAAGACUUGUGUACAUCAUUUAA
Messenger RNA from Penicillium argentinense, 1767 nucleotides. RefSeq lists its product as uncharacterized. Lineage: Eukaryota; Fungi; Ascomycota; Eurotiomycetes; Eurotiales; Aspergillaceae. The record is from RefSeq and is a predicted model, not a curated record. Bases 1 to 1767 code for a protein of 588 amino acids. Gene Ontology annotation, molecular function: transmembrane transporter activity. The transcript is spliced from 4 exons. Gene Ontology annotation, biological process: transmembrane transport. Gene Ontology annotation, cellular component: membrane.